Molecule: messenger RNA, 774 nt
Organism: Setaria italica (foxtail millet)
Lineage: Eukaryota; Viridiplantae; Streptophyta; Magnoliopsida; Poales; Poaceae
Product: DNA-directed RNA polymerase II subunit RPB1
Exons: 2
Coding region: 1-774 (257 amino acids)
Source: RefSeq, a predicted model, not a curated record
AUGGCGAUGGUGCUCCCCUCCCCCGCGUCCAGAUCCGCCGCCGCCUCUUGCUGCUCCUCGGCGUCGUCCAGCGGCCCCUUCGUGGUGGCGCGCCGGUCCUGCUUCCUGGCGGGUUCCGGCGCCGACGGCGGCCGCGGCGGGAGGUUCUGCUACGAGUCAUCUCCGUCGUCUCUCGGCUGCUCGUCGCGCGCCGCGUCGCCGCCGGAGUACACGCCCUCGAGCCCAUCGGGGUCCCCGGAGUACACGCCUCUGACGCCGUCGCGGCGACCCGCGUCUCCAGAUUACACGCCCGGCUCCCCGGAGUACACGCCUGCCACGCCAGAGUACACGCCCCUGAGCCCCUCACGGCGUUCUGCUUCGCCGGACUACACGCCUGAGAGCCCUCCCCGGUGCCGCCGCCGCGCCGCCACGCCGGAGUACACGCCUGGCACCCCAGAGUACACGCCCCUGAGUCCUUCGCCGCGUCCUUCUUCGCUGGACUACACGCCCGCCACGCCGGACUACACCCCCAGCACGCCGCCUCCGUCUCCGGCGGUGUCGGACGCCGAGUUCCGCACGUCUCCAGCGCGCCGCCGCCAUCACCCGUACCAGAGGAUCCAGACCAGCUGCGGCCAGCGCGCCGCCACGCCGGAGUACACCCCCAGCACGCCGCCUCCGUCUCCGGCGGUGUCCGACGCCGAGUCGCGCGCGCCGCCGCCGCCUCCCGUACCAGAGGAGCCAGACCAGCUGCGGCCGGCGUCACCGCAGAUGAAGCUGUUAACUUUCUGUGUAUGA